UUAGAGGCACAACACGCCAAUUAUCCAUGACCAUUCAACACUCACUGCCACGAGUUCCUCCUUUUAGUACAAAGCUUGAUCAUAGACCCCUUAUGUCAUAUGACAAAUGUCAAAUAAGGUUUCACAUACCCAAAACACACUCAAGAAACACACACGCUACCCACAAAUAUGUUAUCUCAUGGUGAUCAUGAUGCCAACACUCUAAACACAAACAACCAUAAUAUUAAUUUUAGGGUUUCAUCAAGAUCCACCACCCUCUCAUCUUCUUCCUCCUCUAACACCUCUUCCAACCUCUCCAUUUAUUCAAACAACACUAGAACAAUGGAGGAAGUUUGGAAAGACAUCAACCUCUCCACCACAAACCACCCUACUGCCGCCGUGAAGGGCUACCGUGGGUUCAUUCUACAAGAUUUUCUUGCAAAACCCUUUUCUAGUAAUGACACACCCACGAGUGUUUCUUCACCGCAACCACCGGUGCUGUUGACCCUGAACUCGGGUUUGGUUCAGUUGGAUUGUCUCACGGAAGAUCAGACUCCAAAUAUUUGCUCUCUUAAUGUGCCGUUUGAACGAGUCUUGGGAUCGGCUGACUCGUGUUCGGGGUUAUUCGGGCACAACAUUGGUGGGAUGAGGAUCUUACCCGAGGACGGGACUGGUGGCGACCGUCGACACAAGCGGAUGAUCAAGAACCGCGAGUCGGCCGCUCGGUCAAGGGCUAGAAAGCAGGCUUACACAAAUGAGUUGGAAAAUGAAGUCGAACGUUUGAAAGUAGAAAACGCGAAGCUUAAAAGGCAACAAAAACAGUUAGAGUUGGCAACAAAAGCUCAAAUGACGAAAAAGAGGGGCCUCCAAAGAACAUCAACUGCUCCAUUUUAAGAGAAAGAGGAAGGGUAUAUUAUAGGAAAGAGUGAAGCUAUGCAUGAAUGGGAUUUUGAAGGGGUGUUUAUGUACUUAUAUAUAAGAGGAAGGGGGUGGCGGGUAGAUUGUCAUGUUGGGUCAUUUUGGGCCACUUUUUUCCAACAGUGUUGGUUGUACUUUUGGCCAACGUGUGUAAUUUAGUAAUUUAACAAUCCUAAGUAAUGAAAAUGACAUGAAAUUACUUUUUCUG
Messenger RNA from Helianthus annuus (common sunflower), 1105 nucleotides. RefSeq names its product bZIP transcription factor 27. The coding region runs from base 169 to 873 and encodes 234 amino acids. The record is from RefSeq and is a predicted model, not a curated record. Gene Ontology annotation, cellular component: nucleus. The transcript is spliced from 3 exons. Gene Ontology annotation, molecular function: DNA-binding transcription factor activity. NCBI's taxonomy places the organism in Eukaryota, Viridiplantae, Streptophyta, Magnoliopsida, Asterales, Asteraceae. Gene Ontology annotation, biological process: positive regulation of DNA-templated transcription.